GCUAUCCUUUGGCUAAGCGCAAGCACAAGCGGUUUCAGUUUGAGGUUUUGAGUGCAUUUGAGCGGCUGCAAAUACAAACAGAACUGUGCGCAGGAAAAGGCAUAUAUCUCUGGAAAUUUGUGCUUAGUGUUAUUUCGGUGGAAAACAUAUCGUCGAGAUCGAAUUGUGCCGGAUUUGCUGGAUAUAGAUAUACGAGGUGUAAUUGCCGCUUUUCGAUAAACCGGCUUGGCUCGUAACCACUUUUAAUUCUUCAUCGGUGUUGUGCGUGUGCACCAAACGGCUUCAAAAUUAAUUACUCAAAGUAUCACCACAACGCUAUGUCCUUAUCGGCCAUAGCCAAGCCAAUACUGUACUCGUAUUGGCGCAGCUCGUGCUCCUGGCGCGUGCGCAUUGCGAUGAACCUGAAGGAGAUACCCUACGACAUCAAGCCGAUCAGCCUGAUCAAAUCCGGUGGCGAGCAGCACUGCAAUGAGUACCGCGAGGUGAAUCCCAUGGAGCAGGUGCCCGCCCUCCAGAUUGAUGGACACACCCUCAUCGAAUCGGUGGCCAUAAUGCACUACCUGGAGGAAACCCGUCCCCAGCGACCACUCCUCCCACAGGACGUCCACAAGCGGGCCAAGGUGCGCGAAAUAGUCGAGAUCAUCUGCUCGGGCAUCCAGCCCCUGCAAAACCUCAUCGUGCUCAUCCACGUGGGCGAGGAGAAGAAGAAGGAGUGGGCCCAGCACUGGAUUACACGUGGCUUUCGGGCGGUGGAGAAGGCGCUGUCCACCUCAGCCGGCAAAUACUGCGUGGGCGAUGAGAUUUCCAUGGCGGAUUGCUGUCUCGUACCUCAGGUGUUCAAUGCCCGAAGAUUCCACGUCGAUUUGCGACCGUAUCCCAUAAUUCUGCGCAUCGAUCGCGAACUGGAGAGCAAUCCGGCAUUCCGGGCGGCCCAUCCCUCCAAUCAACCGGACUGUCCGCCGGAGCUGCCCAACAAAUAGAAUUUUCCGACCCCAACUGCAAAGCGCCGUAAGACGAAAAAGUGAAUUGCAGUUCGUAAACCAGGCACAGGACAAACUAAGAACUUAAAUCUGAUCGGUGGGCAGGUGGAUGGCGAUGGUGAAAGGAUUGGAUAGGAUGGCAAAGCUGGCGAGGAUUCCAUUAAGCAGAAACAGUCGGAUGUGAUUUAAGAAAUUGCUAACAGCAUUUAAAUAUGCAUAAAUGCAUAAAAAUACUAUCGAUAACAUAACGAAAUUCCUCACACGAAAUUCAAACGCAAACGCAAAAUUCUCAGAAAACGGAACAAAAAAUCGUAUAAUAAAUUCUUCAAAUUCCCUUAGUUUGUCAUUGUGAACAUGAUCUAAAAGAUGAACUCAUAUAUAUUAAAUAUAACUUAUUUUUAUGCAUUUUAUUUAGGCUAACAAAUCAUAACAAAUCCAAGGAGAACUCACGACGAAAAGCAAAAUUCAAUUCAGGGAUUUAGAAAAAAAAACAAAACCAAAUUUAGAAACACUAUCGAAGAUUUACAAGUAUAAACGAUGUAUGUAUGUAUAAGUACUUCAUGUCAAAGUUCGGCAGAUGCUAAACGACUCGUUCACAAAGUACAAAACUUCAGUCAACCAAUAAGUAAACUAAAGCAAGCUACAUAUACACUAAAUAGAAUAAAUCCUAAGUAAUCUAUGUGAACUAAGCUAAAGAAUCGAUCACCUAUUCGAUGGUUCUGGAUGUCGUAAUGCCUCUUUGCUACCACAAAAGCAUAACUAACUAACGAAGUAUUACCCCAAACCCAAUGCACAUAGACGAAUGACAAAGCCAACCGAUUAAGAGCACAGUAAUUUUAUUAGCAAGUUGAUGUAAAUUGGAUCGUGGGAGUCUCCUCACAACCCCGUACGAGUAGUUAUAUACAUAAGCCUGCCGAUGCCAAGUACAUACACAUACACAUACUAACUAUCCUGCACGACAGUACAACGCACGCGUCGAAGGACGAACGCCGAUAGUCACAUCAUACAAACAUACAUAUAGGUCGAGCUGCGCAUUUUCGCACACCAAUCGAAUCGAAUACCAAAUUGAAUACGAACCAACUAAUAUGCAUAAUUUCCGAAAUAUUGUAACAGUUCCAUAUACUAUAAAUAAAUAAAACUUCAAACUAAGCUAA
Molecule: messenger RNA, 2134 nt
Organism: Drosophila sechellia
Lineage: Eukaryota; Metazoa; Arthropoda; Insecta; Diptera; Drosophilidae
Gene: GstZ2
Product: Glutathione S transferase Z2
Exons: 4
Coding region: 318-980 (220 amino acids)
Biological process (GO): L-phenylalanine catabolic process; glutathione metabolic process
Cellular component (GO): cytoplasm; mitochondrion
Molecular function (GO): glutathione transferase activity; maleylacetoacetate isomerase activity
Source: RefSeq, a predicted model, not a curated record